AUGAAUGGUCUAGAUGCACUCGAGGAUAACUCGAAAGAUUCUACCAAACCAAAAAGGAAAAAGACAAACAGAGCAUGCAAUCAUUGUCAUAAAGCCCAUAUGACUUGUGACGCUGGCCGUCCAUGUAAGAGAUGUGUUCAAAGAGGAUUAGACAAGACUUGUGAAGAUGCACCUAGGAAAAGAAAGAAAUAUCUUGCUGAUGUACCCAACUCCUCUUUAGCUCCAACUCGCCUUGAACAUACAACUUCGGAAAUACACCCAAUACCAGUUUCAAAUCAUAGAACAUAUCAAGCCACGAUGUUCCAACAUAGUGCUACUGUGCCUAAUUUGAUACAGCAACCUCAAGAAAUUACACCUUUUCCAACUUCCGGACCUUCCACCACUCAAGGUUUCCCACCAAGGCCACUCCAACAUCCGUCACAGCAACCAAGUAUAUUUGGAAAUAGCCUACCUCAGUUCACUCAUCAACAGCUGCAGCUGCCACCACAACAGCAACAGCAACAGCAGCAUCACCACCAACAGCAACCGUACCAACAACGAACUCAACCCCAACAGCAAUUUGACCAGAUCCCCGCCCCCGGAAAGCCAAGAAGAACGAACUUCUUGUCGACAGCAGCAGAUUUGGAGUAUGCAACCCUAUCUAAUAUUUUACAAGAUAGUUUUGGCCACCAUACUACGUCAAAUGAAGGUACCCCUAAUUCAAGCAACAAUUUUUCCCCGGUAAUAUCACCCCACAACAUGCCAAAUCCUGGCGCAAGUUCAAAUGGUGGUUCAACAAAAAUAGGUUCACCAACUGAUUUAUCCUUACAUAAAAUGCUGGGUGACUCUCCAAGUCAUAAUGGAGUUCCAUCACCUUUGAAUCCAAAUGAACAUCAUCCUCAUACAUCCCAUCAUCAUCAUCAGAAACUGAAUAGACCUUCUAGUAAUAGUAAUAUAUAUGAUGAUCUGAGAUAUCCUAAAUGUGACGAAUCAAUCAAUCAAUAUUUCAUAGGUCGGACAGAAGCAGAUCAUAUUGCGAUUUUCCCCGAUGUCAUUACCGCGAUUCAAAAUAUGAAAAUUAAUGAUCCUGCAGUUUAUUUUGAAAGAAAUUCAAAACUGUCAUUAUCAUUUUCAAUAGGAAUCAUGCCUGAAGAUAAUCAUUAUAAUAAACUUGCAAAGGAACAAAAAGCCGAUGAUGUAUUAUUUAAAGAACCGGAAGAGAUUUAUGAAAAAGUUAAAAAACCAUUUUCAUAUACUCCAGGAUAUCAUUCAUUGAUUGCAUAUUUAAGAAAAAGGUUCCCGAAACAUAUGUUAGUCAAGAUGGCAGAAUCUAUGGCGGUAUAUAGACCUUCAUUUAUUGCAUGUACGAAUUCCUUAAAAGAAGGUGAUUUGAUCUUCAUGGAGCAAUGUUUUCAACGGACGUUGUUAACAUAUGAUACAUUCAUUAGAAUUAGUGGGACUCCAACAAUAGUAUGGAGAAGAACAGGGGAGAUUGCAUAUGUUGGUAAUGAAUUUUGCAUAUUAACAGGAUGGACCAAGGAGGAAUUGGUAGGAGGAAAUCAAAGACGAUUUAUUGUUGAAUUAUUGGAUGAUAAAUCAGUAUUGGAAUAUUUCCAAGUAUUUUCACGUAUUGCAUUUGGAGACUUUUUAGGGGCAACUAUGACUGAAUGUACAUUGUUAACUCCGAAGAAGGAUAUUAAGAUACGAACUGGAUCUGAAUUAAUUACUUCAGUAGCAAUAAUAUGUCUUGGUUCCUUACAAUUUGGAUAUCAUAUGUCAGAAUUGAAUUCCCCGGAAUUGGUGUUAUCAUGUAAACUAUCAGUUCCAGGAAGUACUCCAUUUAAUGAUUCUUGGUUUGGUCGUCAUGGGUUUGUCAAAUGUAUUCCUAUGUCACCUACUCAGAUCGGAUUAGCAACUUCUAUUUUCAGUAUAGGGGGAUUAAUUGGUUCGUUUUAUGUUGGAACUAUAGCUGAUAAGAUUGGAAGAAAGAAAACUAGUUUAUUGCAUUGUGUAUUAUAUGUUAUUGGUUCGACCAUUAAUGGAUUUAGUAAUGGAUUAGGUCAAUUAUUAGUUGGAAGGUUUGUUGUGGGUUUGGCUGCUGGUUCAGCUAUUGUCAUUACUUCAUUGUAUAUUAAUGAAGUUUCUCCUGUGAAUUGUAAAGGAUUAUUAGGGUCCAUGAAUCAAGUCAGUAUUAACUGUGGUAUCUUGUUAACCCAAUUGCUUGCUUUGAGUUGGUCAAAUGAUAAUCAAUGGAGACUUUUAUUAUUUAUGGCCGCAAUUUUGGGUGUCAUCAAUUUCAUUGCACUCUUGUUUUAUGUUCAUGAAUCGCCUGUAUGGUUAGCCAAUCACGGAGCAAACACGGAAGCAUUUACAGUAUUACAUAGAAUUAGAGGCGGGAGUUAUUCACUUGCAACCGAUGAAGUUAAUAGUUGGAAACAUGUCGCUAGCAGUACCAACAGCAAUGUUACCGCUAAUCAAUCAACCUCUCCAAGUCCCGAGAGUGAUUCAUUAUUAGAGAACAGUACAGCAACGGACCCAUUCCAAAGAAGUUCAAUUACAGUUAGAGAAUACAUCACCUCCCCAGAAUUCAAGAAUUCAAGAACAGUUGCCACAGGAAUAUUAAUAUUACAACAAUUUGAUGGGAUUAAUUCAAUUAUAUUCUAUGGGGUUUCAGUCUUGGUUAAUAUUUUCCCCAAUUAUUCAAUCAUGAUCAAUUGUCUCAUCUCAUUAGUGAAUGUAGUUGUUACCUUCGCAUCGGCUACUAUUGUUGAUAGAGUAGGUCGGAAACCAUUAUUAUUAACAUCCGUGACAUUCUUGGGAAUCCUGACUACAUUAAUGGCAAUGGGUAUAAUGACUACAAACUCAGUCUUAUCAAUCGUUGGUACUUUCACCUACAUUACAUUCUUUGCAAUCGGUCUUGGACCAAUUCCAUUUUUAUUAGUUGGUGAAGUGACUCAACCAGUUGCAAAAGCAAGUGCUCAAAGUUGGGGUACAACCGGUAAGGGUAGAGUCGGUAAGCACAGAAAAUCCCCUGGUGGUAGAGGUAUGGCUGGUGGUCAACACCACCACAGAACCAACUUGGAUAAAUACCAUCCAGGUUACUUCGGUAAGGUCGGUAUGAGAUACUUCCACAAGCAAAACGCUCACUUCUGGAAGCCAGAAAUCAACUUGGACAAAUUAUGGUCUCUUGUUGAUGAAUCCAAGAAGGAUGAAUACUUAAAAUCCGCUUCUGCCUCCGCUGCUCCAGUUAUUGACACUUUAGCUCACGGUUACGGUAAGGUUUUAGGUAAGGGUAGAUUACCACAAGUUCCAGUCAUUGUCAAGGCUAGAUUUGUUUCUAAAUUAGCCGAAGAAAAGAUCAGAGCUGUUGGUGGUGUUGUUGAAUUAGUUGCUUAA
This is a messenger RNA of Hemisphaericaspora subhashii, 3375 nucleotides long. Its product is annotated as ERT1. Gene Ontology annotation, biological process: translation; cellular response to starvation; transmembrane transport. The transcript is spliced from 4 exons. The record is from RefSeq and is a predicted model, not a curated record. Gene Ontology annotation, cellular component: membrane; large ribosomal subunit; ribosome. Gene Ontology annotation, molecular function: structural constituent of ribosome; zinc ion binding; transmembrane transporter activity. Lineage: Eukaryota; Fungi; Ascomycota; Pichiomycetes; Serinales; Debaryomycetaceae. Bases 1 to 3375 code for a protein of 1124 amino acids.